This is a messenger RNA of Aspergillus brunneoviolaceus CBS 621.78, 864 nucleotides long. RefSeq lists its product as uncharacterized. Gene Ontology annotation, biological process: mycotoxin biosynthetic process. The transcript has 3 exons. NCBI's taxonomy places the organism in Eukaryota, Fungi, Ascomycota, Eurotiomycetes, Eurotiales, Aspergillaceae. The record is from RefSeq and is a predicted model, not a curated record. Bases 1 to 864 code for a protein of 287 amino acids.
AUGUCGGCUAAACCAGAAUAUGAUCACCGAGAGUCCAAUGAGCUUUUGCUCAAGCGGGACCAUUACAUCGACCAGAUGAAUCGAUCCCGGCGCUGGGCCUGUCUGCGACCGCUCAUCUACAUUGGGGUGGCGGUGGUUGGGUUCGUCGAGAUCAUCGUGUUUUUGGUAUACUUGGUCGAGACGAGUAGGCAGCCGCCCCUGCGCGAUCUGAACGGGUUGGUUCCGGAUUGUAAGAGCCCCCCCCCCUCGCUUCCGUUGGCGAAGAUGUUCCCGCAACAACGGCUGACAGACACGAUUCCUUGCCCGAAUCUAGUCCCCACGCAUCAAGUUCUCUUCCGACUCGACCCCAUGGCCGUCUCGGACCAUCGAACUGAGAGCUCUAAAUCCGCCACGAAGGAGAAUUGGCUUUCGUACAUGCCGCGGGGCAAUGGGUUCAUCGCGGUGAACCACACGGAACAACUGGAAUACGUCCUGUCCCCGCCGAUCGAGAAGUUCGGCAAGAACCUGUACGCGGUGGCGGUCUUCCACCAGAUGCAUUGCCUGUACGCAAUCAUGUCCGCAUACGACGACCUCGUCGCUGGCACAUCUUCUAUGCAUAAGGCCCGCGACGCGCAUGAACACGACCAUUUCCAUCACCACGGGCAUAGCGACGACCCCACCGAGGGUCCCAACGGCCAUGUGAAUCAUUGCUUUCAAUACCUGCGGGAGUCGCUGCUGUGCUGCGGUGACACCGCCCUGGAGGGCCAGGGCCAGCGGGCGCAGCCUGGCACCGACGGGACCGGGGCGGUGCAUGAGUGUAAGGACUUCGAUGCGAUCAUGGCGUGGGCGGAUGAGAGACGGAUUAUGGACGGUAAGCAUCCGUGA